This is a messenger RNA of Rosa rugosa (rugosa rose), 1469 nucleotides long. RefSeq names its product sec14 cytosolic factor. The coding region runs from base 408 to 1136 and encodes 242 amino acids. The transcript has 6 exons. The record is from RefSeq and is a predicted model, not a curated record. Lineage: Eukaryota; Viridiplantae; Streptophyta; Magnoliopsida; Rosales; Rosaceae.
UGUACCUAUCUCUUGCGUGGUUCAUGAGCAAAGUUGUAUCUUCCACACCUACCUGUUCUGAAUCAUAAUGGGGUUAAAAACGUUCUUCCAAUCUCUGUUGAGAAUAAAAAAAUUGAAGAUGCUUGAAUGGAAUGAGAGUCACUAGCGACGAACCAGUUUUGUCCACUUCUUACUUCUCCGUUACUUACUAAUAGUCUUGCCCUCUUUUGUAGACAUUCAGAGGGGUCCUUUCCGUCAACGCGACCCCUUCAAAUUUUAAAGCCACUCCCUCUUUUCCGGACCAAGUUUGGAGCUUUGAUCAAUCAAACUGACCCUUUUGAACCUGAGCUGAGACCCUUUUCAGUUGUUCCCACCCUGAGUCCAAAUCACUUGUUCUUCUUCUUCUUCUUGAUUUUGCAGAGACCAAAAUGGAGAAAACCCAGGAAGUUGCAGUGACCCAGAUGAGGACAUUAGUUCAGAAGCUUGGGUCUUCCACUGAGAACUAUGGAGACCCAACACUGAUGAGGUUCUUGAUUGCAAGAUCAAUGGACCCAGAGAAGGCAGCAAAGAUGUUUGUGCAGUGGCGGAAAUGGAGGGCUUCAUUUGUCCCAAAUGGGUUCAUUUCGGAAUCCGAAGUUAAGGAUCAAUUGGAAGACAGAAAGAUUUUCUUGCAGGAUUUAUCUAAUGGAUGUCCUGUGAUGAUUAUUAAAGCAAGCAAGCAUUAUCCUGCCAAGGACCAACUCCAAUACAAGAAAUUUGUGGUUCAUCUGCUUGACAAAACUAUUGCAAGCUCUUUCAGAGGAAGAGAAAUCGGAAACGAAAGGUUGAUUGGCAUUCUUGAUUUGCAACAAAUUUCCUAUAAAAAUGUUGAUGCACGUGGAUUAAUCACUGGAUUUCAAUUUCUACAGGCUUACUACCCUGAAAGAUUAGGAAAGCUCUUCAUUCUAAACAUGCCACGCUUUUUUGUAAGUGUCUGGAGGAUGGUUUCUCGCUUCCUUGAGAAGGCAACUGCAGAAAAGGUUGUAAUUGUGACCAAUGAAGAUGAAAAAAGAGACUUCAUAAAGGAAAUAGGUGAGGAGAUCUUGCCGGAAGAGUAUGGUGGUCGAGCAAAGCUUGUCGCUCUUCAAGACGUUGAACUGGCCCCACUAGAGGAUUGAUUGUACAAAUAAACUGAGGUCGGGGCACCGAUAUCACAGCCCCAGUGGCAGUCCUAUCUGCUAGGCUUACUCCGUCUGUUAACCUGUUAUACCCAGUUGUCAAGGUCAACUGCUGGAAGGCAGCUUCAGCCUGCUUCUUUAUAAUAUGAGCUACUUCAGCAGUAAUAUCAUGUUUUUAUCCAUAGCUAGCAGCACUUCUUCUUCUUGUUGGAUAAUUCCGGUUUUACAAAACGAUGGAUCAAUUCCGGCUCUUGAUUACUUCACUGUUAAAUUGUUAUCAUCCUAUGAACCUGACUGAAAAUCCAAAAUUUAUGAUUUUAUAGUUGUGACAAA